This is a messenger RNA of Lucilia sericata (common green bottle fly), 1361 nucleotides long. RefSeq lists its product as uncharacterized. The record is from RefSeq and is a predicted model, not a curated record. Gene Ontology annotation, molecular function: nucleic acid binding; zinc ion binding. NCBI's taxonomy places the organism in Eukaryota, Metazoa, Arthropoda, Insecta, Diptera, Calliphoridae. The transcript is spliced from 3 exons. The coding region runs from base 1 to 1284 and encodes 427 amino acids.
AUGGAUGAAAUAAAUCCAAACAAGUAUACGGCUGCGCAGUUGCGUGGAUGGCUUCAGCAGCUGAACUUGCCGACGGCUGGCACAAAAAGUGCACUAGUUUUGCGACUCAACGACAUACCGCAGAACGAAAGAGGUGUGUGUCCAAUCGAAGACAACAGUUUAGCGACGAAUGUAACUGAUGGUGUUAGUGAGUGUGAAUAUGAGGACAAUGAAACACAAGACAAUGUCAUUGAGAAAAAAGGAAGAGUUCGAAAAUAUAGACAAACAGUCUUGUGUGGGGGUGUGGAAAUUAACACCGUUAACAGCGGUGGUGCGAAUGAAAAUGAGCAAAGUGCAAAUGAUAGAGAUGGUGGUGCGAAUGGUGACAGUGGUUUAACAAAUGAGUGCGGUGGCUGUGUAAAUAAUAGUGGUGGUGGAACAGUGAACGGAGUAAACAGUGGCGAAAAUGAUUGCAACAGUGGUGAAGUAAAUAAUAGCAGUACUGCAUAUGGUUGUAACGUUGGUGGUGAAGGCGUUAACAUUGGCGAAUAUAGAGAAAACAACAAUGAGCGUGAACAGAGCAGUAUUGUAAAAGCUAAGGAAAAUUCUGGUAGUGGUGGCAAUACUUCUUUUACAUUAUUGAAGGAGUUGUUGCCAGAAUAUGAUGGUUCUACCGCGCCAACUAUUUUUGUUGCGCAAGUAAGAAAUAUAAUGGAGCUGUAUUCAGUAGACAUAAGUACAGUUAAGGCAUUACUAAUGUCAAAGGUCAAAGGGAAAGCACAAUGCUGGUUGCAUGCCAAGUCUAAUUACUUACACGAGGAUCUGAAUAAGCUGCUUGACGAGUUAACAGAAUUGUUUGGAGAUAAAGAAAAUAAGCUUUCAAUACGACGAAAGUUCGAAUAUAGAAAGUGGCAGUAUAAUGAAGACUUCAUAACCUAUUUUAAUGACAAAGUUGUUUUGGCCGAGCGCUUGAGAAUUCCUGAAGAUGAGCUAAUAGACUACGUCAUCGAGGGGAUCCCUGAUAACAGUUUGAAAAUCCACGCAAAUUUGCAGUGUUUCCAGAGUAAAUCGCAGCUUUUGAUGGCUUUUUCUAAGAUAUCCUUAAAGGGACGUGAGCAAACUUACAACAAAGGAGAAAAGCGAGAAUCUGGUGUUCGGUGCUACAACUGUAAUUGCUUUGGACACUAUGCGAGUGAGUGUCAGAAACCAAAGAGGGAAGUGGGUGCUUGCUAUGGUUGUGGAAGCUUAAACCAUCUCGUUGCUGCCUGCCCAGAACGGAAGACAGAUAGACCCGAGAAUGCCUGAUGGAUACAGGGAGUCCCGCAUGCUUUAUAAAGAAAUCUCUGAUAUCACAGAGGAUUGGCUUGAAGCAUAUGAAUAAU